Molecule: messenger RNA, 1462 nt
Organism: Apodemus sylvaticus (European woodmouse)
Lineage: Eukaryota; Metazoa; Chordata; Mammalia; Rodentia; Muridae
Gene: Izumo1
Product: izumo sperm-oocyte fusion 1
Exons: 9
Coding region: 135-1445 (436 amino acids)
Biological process (GO): heterotypic cell-cell adhesion; sperm-egg recognition; fusion of sperm to egg plasma membrane involved in single fertilization
Cellular component (GO): acrosomal membrane; plasma membrane
Molecular function (GO): protein binding involved in heterotypic cell-cell adhesion; signaling receptor binding
Source: RefSeq, a predicted model, not a curated record
CCAAAGACCCUCAUAUUGAGCUCUGGAAUCCUCUAAGACUGAUUUUGGCUUCUGUUUAGCGCCCUCCCCCCUGCCCUCGGUUUGGGGUGAGAGGCUCCUCUGGUGGCGCUGGCAAGCGGUGCAUUCUGGCCUUUAUGGGGCCGCAUUCUACACUCUUGCUGGCAGCUCUUGCCCACUGUGUGUGUCCAGCGAGGCCCUGCAUCAUAUGUGAUCCAUUUGUGGUGGCAGCGCUGAAGACUUUGGAGGAGACGUACCUGCCCGGCCACCUGGAGCCCGAGUACCACAAAGCGUUCAUGAAGAAGGUGGAAGAAGAUGUGAGGAGCUUCAAAGAUCUGCCUAUAAAUAAGGAUACCUUUUUGGGAGUCGUGGAUGAGGACACACUGGAACAAGCAUCUUGGAGUUUUCUGAAGGAUCUGAAACGUAUCACAGACAGUGAUGUGAAAGGAGAGCUCUUUUCAAAGGAACUACUUUGGAUGAUUCAUCUGCAGAAGGACAUCUUUGCCACCCUUGCUGCACGUUUCCAAAAGGAAGUAUUUUGUCCCAACCAAUGCGGCACGAUGUCACAGACUCUGAUCUGGUGUAACAUAUGCGAGAAGCAUAUGUACUUUUGUCGGAAAUCCAUCGAUUGUGGAGAGCGCCAGAUCGAGGUGCAUCGCUUUGAAGACAUGGUGCUGAACUGUCAACUCAGUUGGCAUCACGCUUCUGAGGGACUUACGGAUUACAGUUUUUACAGGGUUUGGGGGAACAGUUCUGAGACCUUGAUGUCCAAGGGGAAAGAACCUUAUCUGACCAAGACGAUGGUGGGUCCAGAGGAUGCUGGCAACUACCGCUGUGUGCUAGGCACCGUCAACGCCGGUCCCGCCACCAUCAUCUACUAUCAUGUCACAGUAUUGCCCCCAAGGGCUGAAGAGGAAAAACCACCACCGAACAUCGUAACCCAGGAGGAGCCAGAGACUCCUGUCCAGGUGACUACACAGCCACCGGAGUCAGAGCCAGAGCCAGAGCCCGAGCCGGAGCCCGAGUCGGCGGAGCCCGAGCCGGAGCCGGAGCCGGAGCCAGAGCAUCAGCCGGAGCAGGAGCAGCAGCCGGAGCCGGAGCCACAGCCCGAGUCACAGCCGGAGCCGGAUCUGGAGCCGGAGCCACAGCCGCAGCCAGAGCCGGAACUCACACCUACAGUCUCUCCUCAUCCAGAGAAAAAACUGAAAAACCGCCUCUUAAUUCUGUUGAUCCUUGGCUUCGUGUUUCUUGUGACCAGCAUCAUUGUCUCGGUGCUCCACUUUAGAAAAUACAGAGCUAAAGCGAAGAGCUCAAGUGCGGCCCCCAAACCCUCCUCGACGGAUUUCAAGUCAGAGCACGAUUCGACCCCACAGUUGGGAUCCAGGAAGGUCUCUCAGACAGAGUUUAACACUGACUCUGGGGAUAGGGUCGAGGACGCUCAAAACUAAUAAAAGAUUUGACUUGU